This is a messenger RNA of Apis mellifera (honey bee), 2132 nucleotides long. Its product is annotated as insulin-like growth factor I. The record is from RefSeq and is a predicted model, not a curated record. Gene Ontology annotation, molecular function: hormone activity. Bases 492 to 1355 code for a protein of 287 amino acids. Gene Ontology annotation, cellular component: extracellular region. The transcript has 3 exons. NCBI's taxonomy places the organism in Eukaryota, Metazoa, Arthropoda, Insecta, Hymenoptera, Apidae.
AAAUCUGGAACAAGAACCGCGUGGCGAGGCGAGCCGGUACCAGUGGCACCGAGGAACUCGGUACCAACGGAGGUCUCAUCUUCGGGAAACGAGAACCCGCGCGCUCCCUGCUCGCCGUCGUUCAACCGUUAACGACGACCGCCGCACGUUCCCGAUCUCACCGUAAAGUGCGCGUAUAUAAAACCGAUCCCGACCACCUGGAACACCUAGUUUAUCGUAACACGGUGUCGGGUACGCAUCGUUCCCAAUUCGUCGCUCGGACGAUCCUUUCUUCGAAUCUUCGAAUCAUUCGAAUCGUUAAGAGAAAAAGGAAAAAAAAAAUAAACUUAUGAUUUCGAUCGAAUCGUAUCACGUCGAAGAGUAUAAUAUCACGGAUAAAAAUAGUUUGGCAAAGUUCUUGAAAGAUCGGAAGGUAAUAUCGAAAGUUCACGAGGAAUAUUGAAUCGAGUUUCAGAGGAAGCAUAUAUAUAUAUAUAUAUAUAUCUAUAUAUAUGUGUAUAUAUGUAUACAUAUACACGCACACACAUAUAUAUAUACAUAUAUAUAUAAGAUUGGAGAAGUGGAAGGAACGACACGUGUCGCUGUGUUGCUAUAGUGAAUCGGUAUCAGUCUGGUUCACGAAAACGUUCAGUGUACGUUACGCACGAAAAUUGAUCGUUACCGACGAUACGAUGCCACGAAGCGGUUUCAAAACGGCCAUGUUCAGGCCGAGCAGGGCCAGGACGAUAGUCCUGGUCGGUUUGGUGUUGCUCACGCUUCUCGACGCCGUGAACGGCAUACCGUACAAGAGAUCGUUGCUCAGGCUGUGCUCGAAAAGUCUCAGCGACGCCCUGUACCUCGCGUGCAAGGGUCGUGGAUACAACGAGCCGUUUUCGUACAGCGGCGAGGACGACCCUAUGGACGUGGGGCCCGGACUCGCGGAGGAGUGUUGCUACCAUCAGUGCAGCUAUGCUCAGCUUGAACAGUACUGCAAACCGGAUAACGCCAGCUCCGUGGACGCCGUAAAGAGUCCGGUCUGGAUAAAAUACCCGUACCUGUCCACGAGGUCGGCAGCCUCGUCGUCGUCGGAAGAGAGAUCGAGGUCGGACAUCGGCUACGUCCACGGUACAAUCAAGUGUAGGAUCCAUGGAUCGAAGGGGGCACGAAAGAAGGGGGCUAACACGGACCGUGACGACGACGCCGGCGGCUGCGAUGGGAGAAACUCGAUGAGGAGGCAUCGAACCGGCCAUUGCGGUUGCAGGCAUCGACGACAGAGGCGUCGUCGUCCUGGCAAGAUGUUAGACAAGACACCAGGCGUGAAAACAUCAAGGCACGAAACGUUAAAAUUGCCGGUGUCAUCGAACAAAAGCGAAUAAUUUCUUCAGAACGUAUGAGGGAAAAAAAAAAAGAUAAUGAAAAACGAGGGAGAGGAAAAGAAUAAUAUCCUAAGCGGCGCCAUUUUGCCGCUUCUCGGCAUCGAACUCUCCAUUCUUACCUCUUCCCUCCUUCAUUCGUGCACACUUAUCAGGAAUAAUCGAAGUGACCACGAGUUUAAAAGUUAACGACAAAAUCGUAACGAACAAAGAGAGUAGAUUAAAAAGAAAAAAAAAGAAAAAAAAGAAACAAAAAACAAAGAAACGAAAGAAAAAGACGUAAAGAAAAGAAACCGAUGGACGAAAAAAGAAAAAAAAGUAUGAGAAACUCGGACGUAACUCGGAAAAAGAGAGCAUGAAAAUCAGUAAGAAGAUGUCUAGUCCCAUAAAACAGUGAUAAAUUUGGUCGUGGUAUUUUCUCGAGUCAAAGGAAAAGAGAUUUUUAAGAGAAGAGAGUGAGAAAAAAUAAGUCGUUCGAUCGUCCUCCCUUCGAAUCCACGGCGUGAAAUGUCGGGAAGUUUUGGGAAAUUUAUUGCUUUUAUCUGUAUAUAAAUUUCGACAAAUUUUUCCAUCCGAAUCAAACAUUUUAAAUCUAAAGAAAGAAUGAAUAUGAUAAAAGAACGAAAAAAAAAAAAAAGAAAUAGAAAAAUGGAAGAAAAGAUCGUGGAUUUCUCGUACGUGGAUCGUCGCAUCGUUUCGAGAACGACAUCUCUGCUUGAGUGACGCGGAGGAUUUUGGAAUAAAUUGCACGAAUAAAUUCGUGGCUGAAUAAGAAAAAAA